Molecule: messenger RNA, 222 nt
Organism: Penicillium angulare
Lineage: Eukaryota; Fungi; Ascomycota; Eurotiomycetes; Eurotiales; Aspergillaceae
Product: AN1-type zinc finger protein TMC1
Exons: 1
Coding region: 1-222 (73 amino acids)
Molecular function (GO): zinc ion binding
Source: RefSeq, a predicted model, not a curated record
AUGGCCCCUACCCGCAAGCCCCGAUGCAACUUCAAGGAGUGCAAGGAGGCCGCUCAGCGAAUCGUUGGUGACUGCAGUUUCUGCCAUGGCCACUUCUGCUCAAAGCACCGUAUGCUCGAGGCACACUCUUGCACCGGUUUGGAGGACUGCAAGAAGGAGUCUCACGCUCGGAAUGCAGAUAAACUGAAUAGCGAGCGAACAGUCGUUGUUAAGGGUGUAUAA